Molecule: messenger RNA, 1323 nt
Organism: Solanum dulcamara
Lineage: Eukaryota; Viridiplantae; Streptophyta; Magnoliopsida; Solanales; Solanaceae
Product: putative hydrolase C777.06c
Exons: 10
Coding region: 108-1061 (317 amino acids)
Source: RefSeq, a predicted model, not a curated record
AUAGACCAUGUUUUCUUCUGUUGGUCCCUUGUGUCGCCAUUUCGAAUAUAUACCGGAACAUUCUCCUCAGUCAAAUUACACGACGCACAUCUCUUCUCCGAUCGUAAAUGGCCGCCGUCGAGAACGGCAGCGCGCAGCCGCAAUCAGCGUUGAUCUUCCUCGGCACCGGUUGUUCCAGUGCCGUUCCCAAUGCAUUGUGCCUGAUCCGCCCCUCCGAUCCUCCAUGUACAGUCUGUUCCCAGUCACUUACCCUGCCACCUGAACAAAACCCUAAUUACAGGUGUAAUACAUCUCUUCUUAUUGAUUAUUGUAAGGACAAUGGUGAACACAAGUACAUAUUAAUUGAUGUUGGGAAGACAUUUAGGGAGCAAGUACUUCGGUGGUUCACUCGUUAUAGAAUUCCUCAAGUUGAUUCUAUUAUUUUGACUCAUGAGCAUGCUGAUGCAACUCUCGGCUUGGAUGAUAUCCGUGCAGUGCAACCCUUUAGCCCGACAAAUGAUAUUGAUCCGACACCAGUGUACCUGACUCAAUAUUCAAUGGAUAGCCUUGUUCAGAAAUUUCCUUACUUAGUCCAGAAGAAACUUAAGGAAGGCCAGGAAAUUAGACGUGUAGCACAACUUGAUUGGCAGAUUAUUGAAAAUGAUUGUGAAAAGACGUUUGUUGCAUCAGGACUAGAAUUUGUUCCGUUGCCAGUAAUGCAUGGCGAAGAUUACGUGUGCUUAGGGUUUCUUUUUGGUAAAAAAUUCAGAGUUGCAUAUAUAUCUGAUGUUUCACGCUUUCUUCCAACUACUGUAUCCUACAUUUCAAAAGAUAGUGGUCAACAAUUAGAUCUGCUUAUUUUGGACACACUCUAUAAGAACGGUUCCCACAAUGUUCACCUUUGCCUUACUCAGACUCUCGAGGCGUUGAAGAUGCUAUGCCCAAAGAGGGCUCUACUUAUUGGAAUGACUCAUGAAUUUGACCACCACAAAGAUAAUGAAUUCCUUGUGGAAUGGUCUAGAAGAGAAGGUAUACCAGUUCAACUUGCACAUGAUGGAUUGAGGGUCCCUGUUAACCUAUAAAGAGAUGAUAUUGCUCUAUGGACAAAGAGAAUGCCUAAAGACUGACUUAAGGCUCUGAGAGCAUCCUUUUGAUCUGUUACUGCAAGUAGAUUAUAUACAUGGAAAUAGUUGGGACAUGAUAUAACAUUGUUGUCGACGUUCACCAUAUUUUACUUUUGUACGUUCUUGUAAUCUUGUCAUUUUCUUGAAUACAAGGUGUAUCGAGUUGAAUACUAAUCAUUUGUUAAAGCAUUUAAAAAAUGAAGCUUUUUUAAUGGCAAUU